Messenger RNA from Suncus etruscus (white-toothed pygmy shrew), 1128 nucleotides. RefSeq names its product lymphocyte expansion molecule (gene CIMAP2). Lineage: Eukaryota; Metazoa; Chordata; Mammalia; Eulipotyphla; Soricidae. Bases 1 to 1128 code for a protein of 375 amino acids. The transcript is spliced from 9 exons. The record is from RefSeq and is a predicted model, not a curated record.
AUGGCCACCAAAAAUUUUACCGGGGCACCCUUUGGGGUGCAGAGCCACAGGUUUGAUGUGUCUGGUGUCUAUCCCAACUGCAAGAAGUUCAGCUGCUUUACAGAAGCCCCCUACUCCCCCAGAUACUCAAAGGAGGUGUCCCACCUAGGCCCCGGCAUGUACAGCUACAAGGAGACCGACUUCAGCAAGAAGAAGCUGAGCAGGGAAGUGGGCACGGGCUGGGCCAGGGCGCAGGAGGCCGCGCGGCUCACCCAGUUGCCACACUUCCAGUACCGAGGGACGUCGAAGGAGCGGCAGCGGCAGAAAGACAAGCUGGGGCCCGGCUCCUACGAGUUCAGAGACUUCCUCCAGGAGAGGCAGUUGAGGCCCAGCAGCAGGCGGGGGCUGCUCAGCGCUGGGGAAGUUCGGUUCCAAGAAUUCAUUGGGAAUUACUACCCAGGCCCAGGCAAUUAUGGGGUAAAAGGAAACCCUUACACCAGACUGGAAGAAGGCAGCUGCAAACGGGUUCACUCCGAGGGCCUCAUGUGCAGAAUAACUAACAAGUCACCCCCCUUGGGACAUCAGGGCAGCGGGCUGGCUCCAGGCACCUACUCCCUAAAAGCGGGCAUCGAUGCGUAUGUGGCACAGUACACGGGCAAACGCAACAUGUAUGACAUUUUCUCUGGGGACCGCAGCAAGCCCCUGCCCUACGGACACUUCUCUGUGCAGAAAAAGAAGCCCCGGGAACUGAUGAAUUUGCGGAGCUUCGUGGAGGAACUGAAUUCCCGAGCUAAUAAGAAGCGAGGGGUUUUCCUGAAAGCCCCCCGCUUCCCGAAGACCCCUCAAGACAGGACUUCCUGCUCCAUCCUCAGCACAUGCCCCAGAAAGCAGGUCACAACCGGGCCUGGCAUAUGGUUUCCCUUUGAGAAAAUAGAUGAACAAGGGAAGCAACCGCCCUUCCUGUUCAUCUCUAAGCGCCCAAAGACCUUGCAGACCACCAUGGGAGCCUGGAACCCGGUGGGCGUGGGCCGCUACCUCAACACCUGGCUGAUGGAGACCAAGGACCAUCGGCAGCGCUACCGCUCUCUAUACCUGGGCAAGUGCCAGCGCUACCCCUCAGACCCGCUUCGAGACAAAUUCUUGCAGUGA